Acanthochromis polyacanthus (spiny chromis) is the source of this 3810-nucleotide messenger RNA. It is a transcript of the gene ankk1, whose product is annotated as ankyrin repeat and kinase domain containing 1. Gene Ontology annotation, cellular component: cytoplasm. NCBI's taxonomy places the organism in Eukaryota, Metazoa, Chordata, Actinopteri, Pomacentridae. Gene Ontology annotation, molecular function: protein binding; protein kinase activity; ATP binding. The record is from RefSeq and is a predicted model, not a curated record. Bases 148 to 2412 code for a protein of 754 amino acids. Gene Ontology annotation, biological process: regulation of cell cycle process; protein phosphorylation. The transcript is spliced from 9 exons.
AAAAACAACUUCCACUUUCCCUGCGUGAAACACAACCUCCUGCGGUGCUGCUGAUAGAUGCUGAUCUGGAGGAUAAACCCAGUUUACGUACAGGAUUAGAGAGCGAGGGUUUCGUGAAGGAUUGUGUGACAGAGGCUCUUUGUACUCAUGGAUCGCCUUGACGGAUCUCCUGGGCAGUUCAGGAACUUCAAGAAGGACGACUUUGAGGCUGACUGGAUUAAGGUGGCAGAAUGUAGAUUUAGUCAAGUGUACCAGGUCAAGCUCAAGCUCUGGCGGGAAAAAUGUGCCCUGAAAAGUUUUGAUGGAGCUUUGUGUGCCAACAACUUUUACAGGAGAAUUAUAGAUGAGGCGCACAACAUAGCCAAGCUGAAAUUCAAGUACAUCAUGUCCAUCUACGGACUGUGCAGUGAAGCAACUGCUGUUGUGAUGGAGUACAUGAGUAAUGGAUCCUUGAACAAUCUCCUAGCCAGCCACACUUUGAUGUGGCCAAAGAAGUUUCAGAUGAUUCACGAGGCCUCAAUGGGUAUGAAUUUCCUUCAUAGCAUGAAACCUCCACUACUCCAUCUUAACCUCAAAACUUCCAAUAUCCUACUCGACGAUCACCUCCAUGUCAAGAUUUCAGAUUUUGGUUUAAUCCACUGGGAAGAAGGCAUGAGCAAGAUGUUCAUGGAGCGUCUGACAGCAAGAGGGAACAUAAGUUACAUUCCUCCAGAGACCUUUACUCAGUGCCCAGAUCCUCCAGGAACUACCUUUGAUGUUUACAGUUUUGGGAUUGUGAUGUGGGAGAUUCUGACUCAGCAGAAACCGUAUGCAGGAUGCAGCAUGACCACAGUGCUCUUACAGGUGUCAGAAGGGAAGAGGCCCUGUGUGGAGAUGAUACCCGAUGAGAAACCGCCUGAGUGUGAUCAAAUGGUCAGCAUCAUGAACCAGUGCUGGGAUCAGGAUCGCAGGAAGAGGCCACAGUUCUCAGACACUGUGAGGAGAACUGAAGCUCUGAGUGAAGUCCUGAAGAUCGCAGGACCGAUUCAGAAUAACAAAAAUGGUGACAUGGGACAGAAAUCAAGUUAUCCUUGGCUAGUUUCCCCGAUACAUAAACUCUCCUUGCCUGAGAUGCCCAUCUUCCCUUCAGAUAACCAAAAUGGCCAGGAUGGUAUUCUCUCUUUGCUAUCCCAAAAGGACUUUGGUAGUUUCAGGCAGUCUGUGAAAAAAGAACAUGUGUACACACAGUUCUCAGGCAAAAAGAGUCUCCUUCACUACACAGUAGCCAGUGGUGAUUCCGAGAGUGUUGAGCACGUCCUCAGUCUGGGUGCUGAAGUCAACUGCACGACGGCCAGAGGUUACACUCCUCUUAUUAUUGCUGUUCUGCACAGGUUCCACGACAUCAGCUCUUUGUUGCUGGAACAUGGUGCAGCUGCUACUCAGGGAGAUGACGAUAGGUGGACGCCACUCCAUUUUGUUGCUCAGAAUGGUGAUGACAGGACUGUCCGUCUCCUUCUUGACAAAGGAGCUAAUGCAGAAGCCCGAGAAACAACAGGUUGGACGUCCCUCCACCUGGCCUGUCAGAACGGCCAUGAAACAGUGGUGCGCCUGCUGCUUUCACGGCUGUCUCAGGAUGCUGUAGUAGAACAGGAGGAGGCGCAAGGCAGGACGCCUCUCCACCUCGCCUCUGCCUACGGACAUCUAAACAUUGCCAGGCUCCUUCUUGGUCAGGGAGCAGAUCCCAAUGCUUCGGACUUGUCUCUGUCCACUGCUCUUCACUUAUCAGCCGAGCAAGGCCAUAACCGAGUAGUCAGAGAGCUGGUGAAGAAUGGGGCAAGUACCAACAGUGCAGACGGUAGAGGAUACACUCCGCUUCACUUGGCUGCUCUUAAGGGACACACAGGCAUCUGCAGGCAGCUGUUGUCAUAUGGUGCCAGUCCUGACUCUAGGACCCUCCAAGGCUGGACCCCCAUGCACCUGGCUGCCCUGAGGGGACAUGAAGCUGUGGUGGUCCAGCUGGAGAGUAAGGGUGGUUCUGUGAAUGUAAAAGGUGAGAAUGGAUGGACUCCACUUCAUCUCGCAUGCCACCAGAGCGAGCCGGAAGUGGUGGCGAAGCUCCUGGCAGCCAAAGCCGACCCAAACACAACAGAGGACAGUGACGGAUGGACACCACUACAUGUUGCCUGCACUAGUGUCAGCUACCCAAGUGUCCUUCACUUGAUAACUCAUCAUGCAGAUGUCAACGCCCUAAACUCAAGGAAGGCAACACCUUUGCACCUGGCUGCACAGCAUAGCUGUGUGCCCAUUGUAAAAGCUCUAUUGCUUAAUGGAGCCGACAGGACACUGGUGGAUUCCUCUGGAUCCACAGCUGUAAAUGUGGCCCAGCGGUGUGAAAAAUGGGAAAUAGUUCAACUACUGGAAAAGGGAUGUUAACUGUGAACCUGUUGAAAAGGAAGGAUUACAGUAAAAUGAAAACAUCUGUGACAGAGCUGGAAUAUUAUCCUCCUUUCGAGUAGAACUUUCAUUAAGAAGCUUAAAGCAAGAUAUUGAAGAUUUUGAAACGUUCUAUAUUUUUUAAGACUAGGUUUUUACUCUUCCAAAUCCACAAAGACUUUUCACUCCAUUAUACUCAAGAAAAUCUAGUUUAUAAAAUAAUCAAAUAAAAACCACUGAAUGAGAAGGUUUGUCCAAACUCUUGACUCGUAGGGUAUUUCACAAAUGCCCCUGUAAUUUUUAUCUUUUGGCAAUUAUUACUUUGCUACAGUUAAAGAGCUGCCACACAAGGUUUUGUCAUUUAUGCCAAAUCAGACCUUUGUGGUAUAAUUAUUGUUAAACAUGAGAUUGAGUCAACACAUGUGGUCAGAAUCAGGUGAAGUAGACUAAAAUGACAAAACAUAUGGAUUCUCCUCUUGGAACCAGCCUGAUUGCCUGCUUCUGCUUGCCUGCUUCUUUUUGUAUGCUUUCGAGGUGGAAGGCCGAAGAGCUGCAGCUAUGAUGAUGUACAGUGGCAUUCAUUUGAUUAAACCUGUCAAACUUUAUGAAGGUAUUUCUCUAAUCUUCUGGUUGAAACACAGUUGGCAGAACUGCUAUUGGUGCUUUUAACAACAUACAGUGAAAUCCCCUCUGACUUAAAAUGUGUAUAUGUUAUAUGACAAGCCAAAAUAAUUGAUUAUCAGUCAUUCUCCACAGACUGAGGGAAGCACUGGCCAGCUUAUGCCACACUCAUUUACCACACCGACACCUUAUUAAAUUGAAAUGAAAUGCAUGAAUUCACAAGCUGUAUUGACCUACACAUUCACAGGGAUUUCCCCCCCAAACCACAAAAGACCGACUCUGAUAGAGAAGGAAGGAGCUGAGCUGAAUCAAAUUACUGUAAAUGAACAGAGCCGAGUUAAAUUGGACUCAGACUUGCUAAGGGAAUGUCUGCUGUGUCAUUUUUAAAUAGUUAUGUUACUCUUAAUCCUUUUUUUUUUUUUUACUAACCCUGAGUAUAAAAGUUGCUGUCUGAAUGUGUGCUUGAGUUGUCUCUCAGCCAUUUUUAAAUGUUUGUAUCAGGGCAAUAUUAAACUUUCAGACCUUUCUAACCUUGUAACACUAAGAUAUUGGUUAAUUGAAUGACAACACAUACUUAUUUACUACACUGCUUGUUACUUGUUUGUCCUGUUUUAAGUUACUGUAUUGUUUUUAAGUUAUUUUUUUAAAUUGUUUUACUAUGAAUCACUUUGGUCACCCUUUGGGCUGUUGUAAAGGUUUAUACAAAUAAACUUUGGUUGAUUGAUUGAUUACUUUAGGUGUAGCUACUUCACAAUAAAAGCCAUACACUGAGAGAGA